This is a messenger RNA of Ictalurus punctatus (channel catfish), 9564 nucleotides long. It is a transcript of the gene nav1b, whose product is annotated as neuron navigator 1b. Gene Ontology annotation, cellular component: microtubule cytoskeleton; axon initial segment. The record is from RefSeq and is a predicted model, not a curated record. NCBI's taxonomy places the organism in Eukaryota, Metazoa, Chordata, Actinopteri, Siluriformes, Ictaluridae. Gene Ontology annotation, molecular function: ATP hydrolysis activity. Gene Ontology annotation, biological process: nervous system development; neuron migration; microtubule bundle formation. The transcript is spliced from 33 exons. The coding region runs from base 531 to 6164 and encodes 1877 amino acids.
GUCUCCUUGUCUUUUACUGCACAAUGUAAUGUAAUGGACUUCAGACAGCAUACGCCUCGGUUUCAGGCCCAGGUAAAAAUAUCCAUCCGAGUUGGAGGGCAGCCAAAGAGUCCAUUUCCCGGCUAAGAAAAUCAGUAUUUCAAUGCAGGCAGCGGUGUCGGCACAGUACGAGCAUUUUUAAAGAGGCCAGUUGCUUUUCAUCAGACACAGACAAGGACGUCGAAGCUUUUUCUCUGUAACAGUUGCAGCCUACACCACUAAUAAUGUUGAAAUAUGAUUGAAAUGCAGUGAAGACUGGACUCCGACAAGACCCAUCAUUUUUCAAUUCAACAGAUCAGUUGGUCUUAUCGUGGCUGUACUGGCUGCAGAAGUCAGGAACCUGUGACUCCUUUGCACGUGCCAGCAUUUUACGUGGCAUUGUAGCUGCUCCUCCCUUCUCAUAACAGUUUUAUCCUGGUCAGGAUUGCAGUGGAUUCAGAGCCUAUCCCGGGAACACUGUGCACGAGGCAGGAAUACACCCGGAAUGGACCAUGAGUGCUGGAAUAAAACCAGUGUCUCAGGAUCACAGUGGCUCUGGGAUCCCUCUGCCCCGGACCAUGAGCACCUUCUCCAAGCAGAACACCAAGUGCUCAAGCAAAACCUUCCUGAGUUCACCUGCUCAAUAUCAACCAGGUGGACGAAUGGCUUCCUUCCCUUCCUCCACCUCCAGCACUGCUAACUCUAAAGAGCUGCUCAAAGAAGCUUCAUCAAGGAUUCAGUACCAACUUCAGAGAUCGACUCCACUCAAGACCUCAUUUAACCACAUGACUGGUUCUCGUUCUGCCUACAGUAGCCCACAGGUUCCUAAAAGGGAUAUGGUGCGUUCCAAAGACACGCUGGACCUCCGUAGAGUCCCUGUGUCCCAGGACAGGUUUGGAGACUUGACCAGGAAUGGCAACAAAAACUGGAAAAGUAAUCAAGUACAGUUCAAGAGUCUGGAUAAUGCAGAUGCUCCAUCAUCUUCCUGCAUGGUGAUGCAGGGGAUCCAGACAGGGAAAGCUCGUCUCAGACCAACCAAUGGGAAUUUGAUUUGGGGAUCGUCUGCCGGUAAUCGACCAGGCUUUAACAAGCAAAGAAUCAAAUUUAAAAAUGGAAGCACUGAGAAAGACAUGAACUCUUGCAAACGUACACCACAGAAAACUGUAGGAAGUGAAUCACCUCGUAUGGCUGCAGUGGCACCUUUCAGAUUCAAGCUUCAGGUUCAGGAGGAUACAGACAUGUCCUCUUUGGAGGAUGUGAGUGACUGCUCCUCUGAUUCCAUGGAAGUGUGCUGUGAAGAUUUGGAUCGAGAGUCUCAGAGGAAGCGUACCGUUCAGAAUGUUCUGGAUCUCCGGCAGAACCUGGAAGACACCAUGUCCAGUCUGCGAGGGACCCAACUCAGCCAUGGUUGCCUGGACAGUAGCAUGUGCUAUGACAGUGAUGACACCAAUGCCCGUAGUGUCUCCAGCCUCUCCAACCGCUCCUCUCCACUAUCCUGGCGUCAUGGCCAAGCCAGCCCCCGUCUGCAGGCUGGCGAUGCCCCCUCUUCCACUGGUUACCCACUGGGUUCAAAAGCAUCCCAGUACACCUCUCAUACCAUGCCUGCCCGCUGCUCGAGCCGCCUCAGCAACACCUCCCACAUUGAGCUCAUCGAGAACCUGGACACAGGAGAUGGCGACCUCAAAUCUGGCUACCUGAGCGAUUCUGACCUAAUGAGCAAGAGUCUGAAUGAGGAUGAUGAUGAUGACGAUAAUCUUGCCAACGGGUGGGAUGAGAGCAGCUCCAUCAGCAGUGGUUUGAGUGAUGGCUCUGAUAAUCUGAGCUCAGAGGAUCUGAAUGCAAGUUCCUCACUGAACUCACUACCCACUACACCAGUCGGCUCCCGACGGAACUCCUCCAUAAUGCUGCGUACAGAUGCAGAGAAGCGCUCUCUGGUGGAAAGCGGCCUCGCUUGGUACAGCGAGGACAAGGCCUUGCAGAAAGCAGACAGUGGAGCCUAUGAUACCGGCAGCCUGAAGACCGAGUCCUCUAGCAAAUACAGAAAGAGCAGACCAGCAGAGGGCGCUGCGCAGGAGAAGACCCCGAGACGAGAGCUGAAAAAGCCACAGAGCCUGGGACAGCCAGGCAGCUUCAAAAAGGGCCAGACUCCUCCAGUAGGCGUCACAUCUCCCAUCACACACACGUCACAGAGCGUGCUGAAAGUGGCAGCAGCUAAAGGAGACACCAAGGUUGUAGACAAGCAGAAGUUAUCCCUGAAGACUUCAGGCCUGCAGCGUUCCCGCUCUGAUGCAGGUCGGGACAGUGUUGAGCACCGGAAACCCCCCUCAGGCCUCGUCAAACCCACUGCAGGCAGCUUUGGCUACAGGAAAACACCGACCACUGGCACGGCCACCGUAAUGACAGCAGGAGGUGCCACCAUCUCCAGUGGGUCAGCCACAGUAGGCAAAACUCCUAAGUCCUCAGGCAUCCCCACCAAACCUGUGCCCGGAGGAGGAAGCCGAAAGAACAGCCUGGAUGCCAGCAACGGUGAGAACGGAUUCCUUGCACCAAACGCCCGUGGCAGCAUUCAGUACCGAAGCCUCCCUCGUCCCGCCAAGUCCAGCGCUAUGAGUUUAACAGGGCGAGCUGCCUCUCGUCCUGUUAGCAGCAGCAUUGAUGCCAGCCUCCUUAGCCUCAAGCCCAUGCCCACUUUACCUGCUACCAUGCCUACCAGAGGAAAGGAUGGCGGUAGCACAAAGGCAGGCAGCCGCAUUAGCAGCAUCGGGCCUGUUAACCAGACAGAUAAGGAGAAGGAGAGGGCCAAGGCCAAAGCGGACCUGGAGAACAUCUCUCUGAAGAGCGAGACCCAAAGAGAGAGCUGUGGAGAGAAUGCAGAGCAGAUCCACAGGACACGUAGGACCAGCACAAGCAAAUACCCAGAACUGAGUUCUCCAACUACCACACCAAGAAUGCUGGCCAAGUCUCUCGCUCACCCUCCGAGCCUGGCUCACCUAGACAAGCUGAACUCCAACAGCCUAGACUCGUGUGUGACUAUCGAAGACCUUCCCCCAAAGAUUCCUCCCUACUCCAAGCUGCAGGACCUGGUGGGCUCGCGCGUUCCCUGCCGCCUCACACCCAGCCCAGCUCCAGUGCUCAACAUCGACUCACCAAGCUGCUUCUCGGGUCAGCCUCUUUCACUGAGCAGCUCCCCCCUCCUAUACCCCAAGAUGUCUGGUGUCCACCGCAGCAUGGAGUCACUGUCUCUGCACAUGAGCCUGCCACCCAGUGUGGAUCUCGGGGACCAGGUGGAGGCCACAGGCAGGACUAUGGGCACAUGGGGGGCAGGCACUCGCACAUCGGUCACCUUGAAUGACAGUUUACAAACUGACAGGAACACCUUACCCAAGCAAGGAUUAAGUCGCUAUAGCAGUAGCCAAUCAGAAGUAGAGGGGAAGGAGCGCCGCCACUCCCACACGAUAAUGAGCAUGACCGAGUCCGAGAGCCCACCCCAACUCCCAUCACCCACUCACUUGAGCCAAUCCUUUGCUGGCAAAACACCACCCACCAAUGUGGUGGCUCCCAUUACAAGCUCAAGCACCACCCCUCGCAUCACUCGCUCCAACAGUAUCCCAGCCAAUGAGGGCAGCUACGACCUGUAUGCAAGUUCCCCACUGGGAAGCUCCAUGUCGCUGGCCGACCGGCCUAAGAGCAUGAUGCGCUCUGGAUCCUUCCGGGAGCCUGGAGAGGAUGUACAUGGUUCUGUCCUCUCCCUGGCCUCCAAUGCAUCGUCUAACUACUCAUCAACAGAGGAGAGAAUGCAGGGAGAGCAAAUCCGAAAACUACGGCGUGAACUUGAAGCAUCUCAAGACAAAGUGGCGAACCUGACGAGUCAGCUAUCUGCUAACGCCAACCUGGUCGCAGCUUUUGAACAGAGUCUGACGCUUAUGACUGCUCGCCUGCAAAGCCUGUCUGUCAGCUCUGAGCAGAAGCAGGCAGGCCAGGACGUUGAGCUACAGGACCUGAGGGACACCAUUGAUAUAUUGAAAUCCAAGAACACCGAGGCCCAGGUUAUCAUCCAGGGUGCACUCAACGCCCCUGAGUCCACACCCAAAGAACUACAGAUUAACAGGCAGAACUCAUCUGAGAGCAUUGCCAGCAUGAACAGUAUCACCAGCCAUUCCAGCUUGGGUAGCCUGAAGGAACAGGAUGCCAAGAAAAAGAAGAAGAAAAGCUGGUUGAGAAGUUCCUUUAACAGGGCUUUCUAUAAGAAGGGCUCCAAGUCGUACUCGGAUAUUGAGGAAAUUGCCACCCCAGAGUCCUCAACUCCCUCGUCCCCGAAAAUCCAUCACGAUGUGGAAAAAACACCAUUCUCUAUAAAUCCACCUACUUCUGCCUCCUCCUCUAUACUGGGCGAUAGCAGCGACGGCACAGAAACCGAAGAGAAGGUGGUGUCUGAGCUGCGCUCUGAACUCUGGGAAAAGGAACGCAAACUUACAGAUAUCCGGCUGGAGGCCCUUAGUUCUGCUCACCAGCUGGAGCAGCUACAGGAAGCCAUGAGCAAGAUGCAGAUGACUGUAGAAAAUCUGAAGGCAGAAAAUGACCAGUUGAAAACUGGUGUCUCCAGACCUCCCAGCUCCACUUCCCAGUCGUCUGGGCUGGGCUCAUUGGGCACCUUGUCACCACGGCAAUCUGUGGCAUCUCUUAGCAAAACCUUUAGCAUGGGAGCAACUGAAAGCUUAAACACAGAUGUAUUUCACAGUCCUACCUCGACCCUACAGAAGGAUGAGAGCGUUGUCAGAGUGCUAGUGCGCAUACCCAACCAGCAAGUCUUUAAUGAGGAGGUUAAGCAACUGGAAUUCUUCAUUGGCAUGGUCAAACUCAGUGGGCCGACUGAUUGGAGCACGCUCGACUCUGCCAUCUGCCAAGCUUUUAAAGACUACUUAUCAGUGGUGGACCCGAGCUCCAGCCUGGGCCUGUCUCAGGACUCCAUUUACAGCUACAGCCUCAGUCAUCUGAAGAGAGUGCUAGGAGCUCAGCCACCCGAGACUCCACCAGUACGCUGCCUUAGCAAGAGUUCCACCUGCAUUAACGUGGCUCUCAAAGGUCUGAAGGAGAAGUGCGUGGACAACGUGGUGUUUGAGACGCUCAUCCCGAAGCCUAUGAUACAGCACUACAUUAGUCUGCUGCUGAAGCACCGCCGCUUGAUCCUGUCAGGGCCCAGCGGCACAGGGAAGACUUACCUCUCCUCCCGCCUCGCCGAAUACCUGGUGGAGCGCAGUGCACGAGAGAUCACCCCUGCCAUCGCAGUCUCUUUCAACAUGCACCGUCAAACUUGCAAGGAUCUACAACUUUACCUGUCCAAUCUGGCCAAUCAGAUUGACCGGGAGACUAGUACAUCUGAAAUCCCACUGGUUGUCGUGCUUGAUGAUGUACAUGAUGCUGCAUCCAUCAGUGAAUUAGUUAAUGGUGCUUUAACAUGUAAAUAUCACAAAUGUCCAUACAUUAUAGGGACCACAAAUCAACCAGUGAAGAUGACCCCCAACCACAGCCUGCACCUUAGCUUCAGGAUGGUUAUGUUCUCCAAUAACGUGGAGCCAGCCAACGGCUUUCUAGUGCGCUACCUGCACAGGAAGCUAAUGGAAGCGGAGGACCCCAGAAGAUUGACAAAUGAGGAUCUCCUGCGGGUGCUAGAUUGGGUGCCCAAGCUCUGGUACCACCUCCACACUUUCCUGGAGAAGCACAGCACCUCUGACUUCCUCAUUGGGCCGUGUUUUUUCCUGUCCUGUCCAGUGACAGUUGAGGAGUUUCGCUGUUGGUUCAUUGACCUGUGGAACCACUCAAUCAUUCCUUACCUGCAGGAGGGAGCCAAAGAUGGUAUCAAGGCACAUGGUCAGAAGGCAGUGUGGGAGGACCCAGUGGAGUGGGUGCGGGAUUCUCUCCCUUGGCCGUCUGCCCAGCAGGACCAGGCCAAGCUCUUCCAUCUGCCUCCACCCAGCACGGGGCCAGCCAGCCCUAGUCAAGCUGGAGACGAACGGCCCCACAAAGAAACACCUCCCAGCUCGAUGGAGUCAGACCCACUGAUGGCAAUGCUGCUAAAACUGCAGGAGGCAGCCAAUUAUAUUGAAUCGCCAGAAAAAGAGGCAGAGCCUAAACUGCCCACGCUAUGAACACAAAUACAUACUGAGCCUUCACUGAUCUCUUUCAUCUCUCCAGUGGUUCUGACAAAACACCGAGGUCCUAAUGCAAACUCCUGAAAUAUACGUUCAUGUCAUAAAUUACUAAAAAUGUCUGUAUUCUUCUAACAGAGAACAUACGCCAUUUUUUUUUUCUUGGUUGGCUCACCUUGUUUUGCUUUCCUGUUUAUAUAAUAAUGUAUGUACAUUGCAAGAAUAUUUGUUAUAAAAACGUGUCAUAAAAGCCAAUAGAUACUUUUAGUCACAACCAAAUAGGUACUUUUCUUACAAACAGAAAUAUAUAUCGCUUGUACCUGCAGAUCCUAUACACGAUACAGUUUACAUACAGCAUAAUCAGUAUAUGUUUUUCUUUUCAUGAGCAUUUACUGUUCCACUGCUGCCCACAGUACAACUCAAGGAAGCAGGUGUUAACUGCUAAUUGCUAGUAUGCACAACUUGCAUUCACCUCACAGCUUCUGAACAGAGAAAAUCCAAUCCAAUUGAGCGCCAUCUCUACGUGCAGACCUUUGCAGUGAUGAGUGUGCGGCAGUGCUGCUGCUGAUCAAGCACGUCUGCCUGGCCGUACAUUUCAGUGAUCGCCUACCCAAAAUUUAAACUGCAUGCUAAAGCCUAUGAUUGCUUUGAACCAUAGAAACACCUUGGGUUUCUUACUUUCUUUUUUUCUGAAACAUGAAAACAUAAAAAAUGGCAAAGUAGAAUGCCAUAAAAAUUCAAAGUCCUGCAAAGUGUGCCGUCCUGUCCCCUGUAGGGGGCAGUGUUCAUCUCAAAAUCUUCAUUGCCAUACUACUGGCAAUGCUGGGGAAGUCAGUAACAGCACUUCAACCAUACAUAGCAAAGCGUAUAGAGAGCUUUCAUACAAAUUGCAGUAGCUGAAUGCUAUUUCUGUAAGCUCUCUAAACAGCAUAACGCUUCUGUAUUCUUUUUAUGUAACAGUACUGUAGUUAGAUUUUAUUCGGCUUUGAAACUAAUCUCAGCUCAGGGGGUGGGUAAUCUCAGGCAUUCACAUAUGAUUAUUUAAUAUUGCUGUACUCUUGGUUAAAGGCUCUCUUGUAGCAUAUGGUGCAAAUAUCUCAAAAUGCAAAAACCAAAUACUCAAGUGUUCAGACCUGCUCCGUACCAGCCAGGUGUUCGGAGUAGGAAACUGCCCCUACAGAUGUGCAUUAAGAGCUAAAAGAGAACUCUAGACAAGCGUAAGAUUAUGUUUGGAUUUAUUUGGUGCUAUCAAACAUCACCCACCUCUAGGAAAAUGACUUUUCCCAUACAGUGGUCUUAUAUUUAUAGGUGCUUUAUCUCAGUAAAAUAGCCUUACGUUCUCAUAGCUUACAAUGGCAUCUCCAUGAAGUAACUACCAGACACAAACUAUCCAUCCAAUAACAUUAUCUGCCUCUUUAUGCACUCCUUUCUACUUCAAAUGGCAGUGGCACGUCUUAACAUUAUUCUUCCGAAACUUAUCAUAAGCAUAUCAUAACAGUAUUUUUCUGGUAAUGAAACUAAAGGUGAAGUUGCGUGCUCCUUCAUCCGAAGAUCUGACCUUAGGCCCUGUAGUAAAAAUAUGAGGCAUGAACUUUGAUAAGCUUGGCUAGGAAUGUAACUGCAUAAAACUAGAGGAUGUGCAAUUGCUCAAAAUAAGCAGUGGUGGACCAGUAAUUUCCCUCACCUUUACCAGAAAACACAAAGCAUAUCAAUACAUGCAUGUUUACAGGCAAAACUGAUUUGAGUGGAUCAGUUGUAAAAUUCGCAUCAUUCCAAAUGGUUUCUGCGUUGAUAUUUUUAUUUUGCCUUAAACACUGUAUUCUGUCAAUCUUCAUCAAUGUAAAUAUGUCACUGACAGAAAAUGGGGGGAAGGGUCUUUAAAUGGUCAUAUAGGGUUUUGUUAUCUAGAACAGUAAAAAGUGCCACAAAAUUCUUUAGAUAGGUAUUACUUAUAUUCACAUACAGUAAGAUUGUCUAUUUCUGAGGUUUCUUUGCGCUGCUAUUCCCAACCUGCUGUGGGAGAUUUCCAUUUAAUUACAUCCCUUAAGACUUACGACAGCUUGUCAAGGCUUUAUUUGCCAAGCCCAUGCAGUGGCUUUCUUUCCGAAAAAGAGAUUGGAGGACUUCAGGUCCCAUUUGCUAAUCUAUAUUUUAUUUUAAAAAUGUUGUGAGGAUAGAUUGGUCUUUAUAAUGUAACUGUAUUAUUGGUAAUUUGCCAUAAAAUUGAAUGACCACUGGGAAAAUAUGGCUUAAUCCAAGGGGCACAUUUGACAUUUUUUUCUUCGUGUUAUGUCUUGCUUUGACGCAACAGAUGAGAAAGAAAUGAAGUAUUGCCCAGCCAUUAAUUAUACCUGUGCCUCAUGUUUGCCCCUGUAUGGAAUAGGAUGUUGGUAACAGAAGCCAUUGUGCUCUGUCUGCAUCACAUCUCUGGUUCAUGUGCCUGUAACUGUGAUGGCUGUGUUGUGUUGUGCUGUGUCUCCCUAACAGGACUAUUCAACAACUUACUGUUGACUUUGACUGGUGAAGAGGGAGGAUGAUAGUGAGACUGUUUGUUGUUGUUUUGCUUUUUUUUUUUUUUGUAUUUGUUCUCUCUCUCAGUCCCACUUACAAAUGUUCUCAACUGCAAUACAUCUAAGAUAGAUUACCACACACACUAUACUACCUGCCCAAGUAGUGAUCAUUAUUGAUCAUUGUAUUGGAGAAUUUUGAGAGCAUUACAUUUGUACCAUGUAGUUCUCAAAUUAUAUCUCAAACCCUUGAGAUUUUUCUAUGUUGGCCAAAGUUAUACUACAAAUAUCCUUUGAUGCAUCAGAUCUGCUCGAAUUACUUCUUGAAGUGUAGAACUAGAUUUUUGUCCAAGUUGUUUUACACAAAACAGUGGGUUAGGAUACUAACCCUGGGUCACAAGUUGUUGAACAGUCCACAGAUUUCAUGCAAUGCUUGUUAUUGAUUCAAAACUAAAAUAGUCUACUAUCAAAGGUAUGGUAUCUAAUGUAACUUGCAAUGUGCAAUAGAUGUGCAAUGGGUUUCUAAAUGUUGUAAAAGCAUGUCACCUUUGUGUGAAAAAGAAUUUGGGAAUGGUCUACCUAAUGUCUGGCCAUUAUAAUAGGAUAUAGCCUUCUUGUUUGUAAUUUUCCCCCAGAUAAUAGUUUAAACCAAUUAAUUUUUUUUUUUGUACAUAAUGUCAUAACUGUAUACAUUGUAAAUAGCCAAGUCAUUUGCGACAACAAUCAUUUAGGUUCAGAAAACUAGUAGAGAAAUGUGGUUUGUAAAAGAGGAGCUGUUUGUCUGGAGUGACCCUGUAAACCUGUGGGGAACUGGCAUGCUUUCAGAAGUCUCUGCAUAACCACAAGUCCAACGUUAUUCAUCCGCCAUAAUAAAACCACUCCAUGUUCUUUAA